CUUUAGGGAAGGUUUGGUUUCAAAUAAACUUGUUUGGUCAUCUGCAGGUCCCACUUUGCUCUCGUUUAUUCACUUCGUCGGGAUUCUCAGUCAAGAAAUAUGUCUUUUUCCCCUUAUUCGGAUAACGGAGGGAGCAUCGUCGCCGUGGCCGGUGAUGACUAUGCCAUUAUAGCCUCGGACACACGUUUGAGCACGGGUUUCCAAAUUUACACGAGGGAACAGUCGAAAUUGUUCAAAUUAGGUGAUAAAACGAUACUCGGAAGUUCGGGCUGUUGGUGCGAUGUACUCUCUUUGACCAGGCUGGUCCAGACGAGGAUGAAGAUGUACCUUUAUGAGCAUAACAAAAGCAUGACUACACCGGCUGUGGCCCAGAUGUUGUCCAUUAUCCUUUAUUAUAAGAGAUUUUUCCCUUAUUAUGUCUCAAACAUAUUGGCCGGAUUGGAUGCAGAGGGAAAAGGUGUCGUGUAUAGUUACGACCCUAUUGGGCAUUUUGAAAGUUCCAAAUUCCGUGCUGGAGGUACAGCUGGUGCUCUUCUUCAGCCCCUUCUUGACAACCAGUUGGGCAUGAAGAAUCAAGAAAACGCUAAAGACAAAUCGUACACUUUAGAAAAAGCUUUGGCAAUUGUGAAAGAUGUUUUUAUUUCUGCCGCUGAAAGAGAUAUUUUUACUGGUGAUAGCAUCUCAAUCGUUAUUAUGACCAAGGAUGGCCUACAAGAAGAUACAUUUCAGCUCAGAAAAGACUAAUAAUUAUCAUUUUUGUAAAAUCACUUUUCUGUAUUACUUUUAAUAAAUACAAAUCUAAUUGUUUCCUAUA
Cimex lectularius (bed bug) is the source of this 814-nucleotide messenger RNA. RefSeq names its product proteasome subunit beta type-1 (gene Prosbeta6). Bases 100 to 744 code for a protein of 214 amino acids. The transcript is spliced from 4 exons. Gene Ontology annotation, cellular component: proteasome core complex. NCBI's taxonomy places the organism in Eukaryota, Metazoa, Arthropoda, Insecta, Hemiptera, Cimicidae. The record is from RefSeq and is a predicted model, not a curated record.